UCGGUAUGUCUGUUCGGAAAGAGCGUUCCCGGCUGCCUCAGCUGCUGCUGCUAAUCUGCCUUGGUCUAUUCCCUGCGGAGGUUAUCACCAAUACCAUAACAAAUCCCUGCCAGAAUGGUCAGGUUUAUGCCAAUGGCGGUUGCAGUCCCAUUAUUGUGAAUGUGUUUAAUGGAUGCGGUGGUCAAACGGGGAUAACAUGCAAUACUGCUAAUCCUGUGGUUGUCCCUAGUACUCCAGGUUGCCCUAACGCUCCUUUACAACCUUUAGUGGUCCCAGUUUCUCCUGAAAAACCUAAAGUGGACCCAGUAACUCCUGCUUGUCCCAACGCUCCUUUACACCCUACAGUGGAUCCAGUUACUCCUGAAAAACCUAAAGUGGACCCGGUAAAUCCAGCUUGUCCCAACGCUCCUCUUAAACCUAUAGUUGAUCCGGUAACUCCUGCGUGUCCCAAUGCUCCUUUAAAUCCUGUAGUGGAUCCGGUAACUCCAGCUUGCCCCAAUGCUCCUUUAAAUCCCAGCGUUGUUCCUCCCCCAUGUCCUAAUAAUUGUCCAUCCUCACAGUGUCCUAACAAUUGUCCCAAUUCCUGUAAUAAUAAUUGCUCCUCUAACUGUCCUAAUAACUGUCCCAACGCUAGUACUCCAUAUCCGACCCUUCCACCCUCAACUUCCACUCCCCAAUCAACACCUGCUCCCCAACCGACUCCCAUGCCCCAACCAGCUCUACCACCAUAUAAUACACCCCGACCUGACCCAAUACCAGACCCUAUCCCUAUUCUACCACCGGCUCCCAUUAUCCGCUGUCCGGAAGGAACAAUCCUUAUAAAAGGCGUCUGUCGUCUAAUUUUCUGUGGAAGAUAUGAAAUAUACAACGAAGGACGCUGCACUCAGGCCCGCUGUCCUGCAGGAUAUGUUUGGACUGGAAUUCGAUGCUCAAAACCCAAGCCAGUGGAAAUCGGCAACAUUCAUAUAGAAAACUAUGUACACCAGGCAGCUGGAAAUCUGCCCCACCUAAUCACCAACAAUGUGAACAAUGUCGAGGUCAACGCCUCCAUCGCAAUCCAAGGACAAACCUCUGAUGAGGAAGAGGAGGAUGAGGUGGAGGAAGUGCUGGUACCAAAACCCCCUUCAGGUCCCUGCUGCAAUGUAUUUGCUCCCAGGAUUUGCAGCACCCAGGUGGAUCAGGUGGGAUACAAGUGCUUCAGCAGGAGCCAGCAGCAGUGUGGUUCCUUUUGCAGUGCCAACAAGGUGGUUCUGGCACCACAGAACGUAACCACAUGGACGCAGGACAACAACCAGAUGGUGGUCAUGCCACCCAACUGGGCGGGUCAGGGCUGCCAGUCCAAUGGAGGCCUUUGCCAACAGGCUCAGAACUUUUACGACUGCAGUGGCUGCGCAAUGGGUGACUUUUCGACCUGCUCCUCGUAUUGCUACUCCUACAAGUGCAGCACCCACAACUGCGCCUUUUAUGACCAGACCCAAUAUUGCUCUCAAUAUCCUGGUCAAAUCGGCUGCCGAGCGGAUGAUGGAUGGUUCCCAAUAUCGUAAAGAUAAACUAUAUCAAACCCUAAAACCAUUAAAAAUCUAAGAAUCAUGUUUUAACAACUCCCUAUUUUGUUUUUGAGUGCUAUGUAAAAAAUAUAUGUUUAAAAUGCUUUAAAAAAA
Molecule: messenger RNA, 1661 nt
Organism: Drosophila subpulchrella
Lineage: Eukaryota; Metazoa; Arthropoda; Insecta; Diptera; Drosophilidae
Exons: 3
Coding region: 6-1544 (512 amino acids)
Source: RefSeq, a predicted model, not a curated record